Molecule: messenger RNA, 2180 nt
Organism: Drosophila elegans
Lineage: Eukaryota; Metazoa; Arthropoda; Insecta; Diptera; Drosophilidae
Gene: ecd
Product: protein ecdysoneless
Exons: 2
Coding region: 56-2119 (687 amino acids)
Cellular component (GO): nucleus
Source: RefSeq, a predicted model, not a curated record
GGUAUCACUUAGCCAAAGGAGCAAUCCCUUCCCACGCACAGAAAAAGGACAAAGGAUGAGCAAGAUACCAAGGUGUAAUAAUCUGGAGUUCGUCCGCGAGGAGGACUACGUGGAGUACUACAUAUUCCCCAAGAUCCCCGAGAACAUGAAAGACGAGGCGAUUGUGCGCAAACUAAUGCUCCAGGUGCGCACCGAAAUCUCGGCCAUCGUGAAGGAAAAAUCCAUGGAACGGAGCUACCUAUGGCACAAGGAUGAGUUCCAGCUGCAAAUCCGGAUGGGUAGUGCCGACGAGCGGUUGCUGAAUGAGGAAAUCAAUCCGGAGGAGGAGGAGGAACUGGGUGACCUCCCGCCCCAUUUCCACGGCGUAACACACUAUGGUGACAACAUCAGCGACGAGUGGUUCAUUGUGUAUUUGCUCACGGAAAUCACACGUGCUCGCGGGGAUUGCAUUGCCCGUGUCAGCGAUUCUGAUGGCGAAUUCCUUUUAAUAGAGGCAGCGGAUUCCUUGCCCGACUGGGCUUCUCCGGAGACCUGUGAGCAGAGGGUCUACCUAGUAGGAGGCUGCCUGCAGCUGCUGCAGAACUCCUCGGGCCAGGAAAAGCCACUCACCAUGGCCACUGCUAUACAGCGUAUACGAUUGAAUCCCACGCUGUAUCGCUGCUCGCGGGAGAUCCAAUCCAGCAUUGAUGCGCGGCUGAAGGAGUACCAGAUUGCUCAGCCGCAUUUCUCCAUACAUCGUCAGGUGCUGGAACUCCCGCACAGUGCAGCCCAGUUGCUGAAGCAGCGGCCCAGGCUGCUCUCCUCGGCGGUGAGGGCCUUGUGCGAUAGGGACUCCCUAGAUGUCAAGGCAUUGCGCACCAUGCGCUACUUUCCACCGGAGGCCAGGCGCCUGCGCACCAAUGUGCGUUUCACUCGCUGUCUCUAUGCCAUGUUGUCGCAUCAGCAGUAUCUCCCCGAUAGAAGACUCGGUUGGAACCUAACAGAUCCCGUACUUGAGCCAGAGCGUUACAAGGAGCAACUGCUGGGUGUAAAGCUGGCCAGUGGGCUGGAAAUCUUAGCCACUCAGGCCAAGCGAGUGGAGGGUCAAAAGCUGGAGGAGAUGCCCGCCUGGCGAGCCUAUCUGCGCAGUCUGCAGGCCAAGGGUUACUUCCGCAAGAACAUCGAGGGCAGUGCCGAGUACCAGGAGCUGCUCAACAAGGCCAAGGACUAUUUUCGUGGCAACCAAGAGCGUUUUCGCACAGCCUCGCAGGCUGGAGCUGAAAUCCUCGACCUGUUGCUCCAUCCAGCGGAGUCGGCUUCAGAGGAGCUGCGCGAUGAGCAGAACAACCUGCAGCCCAGCGACUCGGAUGAGUGGCUGAACAUCAGUGCCGAGGAUCUGGACUCCAUGCUGCAGGAUCGCUAUGGACCCAAGAAGCUCUACAAGCCGAAUGGACAAAUGAAUGCCGAGGAGUUCACCAAGCAGCUGUCCGAGUUUCUUGACAGGCAGUCCAAUUACGAGGGCAUUGAGCAUCGUGGCUUGGAGGAGCAGGAACCGCUGGACUCGGACGAUGAUGAGCCACCGCCACAGGCCAGAACUUCCCCAGGUGGUUUGACUGGCGGUAAGGUCAAGAAGAAUCCCUCCAUGCGCAAGGCCUGCCAGCGCAACUCACUCAUUCAAAACGAAGAACCUGACAGCACUCAUGUGCGUAACUUCCUGGACUUUGUCAUACCCGAGGACAACUGGGACUCCACUUCGGAGAUGAGCGACUAUGCCGAUGAGGACGACAUGGAGAGGAAUCUGAAUGCGCUCUCCGGUGGAGGCAGUGUUUUUCCCCUCGACCGACAGAUACAGUCCUAUAUGGAACAGAUGGACAGGGAGUUGGCCCAAACCAGCGUGGGCAAAUCGUUUCAUGGCAAGAAGAAGGCUCCUCCGCAGGCGGACGAAGAGGAUUUCGAUGACAUCGAGGACUUUGAGCCCAUCAACAUCAAUGUGAACACCCUACGCAACAUGAUGGACAGCUAUCAAUCGCAGAUUGGCGGCGCUGGACCCGUUUCCAAUCUAUUUAGCGCCAUGGGCGUGGGCAUGUCGGCAGCAGGCGAGGAUCGGGAACAAAAGGACAUCUCCGAGUCGGCCGUUUAAACGGAAUUUACAGGGUUUAGUCUUUAGUCUAUAAGUCAAAUUAAACAAACGUAAAUGUGAA